This is a messenger RNA of Mus musculus (house mouse), 4566 nucleotides long. It is a transcript of the gene Ccdc13, whose product is annotated as coiled-coil domain containing 13. Bases 1981 to 4110 code for a protein of 709 amino acids. The transcript is spliced from 17 exons. Gene Ontology annotation, cellular component: centriolar satellite; centrosome. Lineage: Eukaryota; Metazoa; Chordata; Mammalia; Rodentia; Muridae. The record is from RefSeq and is a predicted model, not a curated record.
CUGGUGACGGUUGCCAAGGCAGCACAUGCCGGCGUCGGGAAGGGCGGAGGAAGUGCCCGCGGCCCUUAAGACAGACCCCGAAGCGCAGCCGCGGUAAGUGGAGGAAGGCUGAGUAGAGCGGGAGUCAAGCGAGGAUCGAACCGGAGCGGAUCAGGAAAAAGAACCGGGGGCUGAGCGGGGAAACUGAACCGGGAGCCGAGCGGAGCGGGAAACCGAACUAGGAACCAAGAGUGGAGCCGAGAGCGGGGAACCGAACCGGGAGCCGAGCGAGGACCGAGCCAGGGACAGAGCGGGAAACCAAACAAGGGGCCAAGUGGGGACCGGAACCGUGGCGAGAGUGAGGAACCGAAUCGGAAGCCUAGAGUGGAGCCGGGAGAGGGGGAUCGAACUGGGGGCCGAGCAGCGAGAAGCCAAGACUGGGAAACCAAACCAUAGACCCUGCGAAUGGCCUCUCCUUGGGGCCGGGCUGUUCCCACCCCUCCCUGGGCAGACUCGUGUUUUCCGCGCGAGGAGGGUUCGUGAGGCAGAGGAACGACCCAGCGACCUGCGUGGGCAUGACUAGAAAGCAGGUCUUCUGCAGCUGCCACUCAGCACGUGGCUGCUGCCCUGACUUGACCCUCAUUCUGGCUUGUAAAAACAUACAGGAUGGGGAGGUGGGAUGGGCUGCGUGGGUGAGCUAGAAAGUGGCAGGCUGGUGAGAAGUGAUGGGUGCUCAAGGCCCCAUCCACCGUCCUGCGCACAGCUUUUCUCUUCCUUGGUCUUUUGAGUAGGGUUUCACUCUGUAGCCUGGGAUGGCCUUAAAACUCACUAGAAGACCCAUGCUGGUCCCAAAUUGGUAAUCAUACUCACAUUUGAAGCAGGACGGGACUGCAUACCAACAUCUUGUCUUAAAGAGAAAACAAAAGUUGUAAGCAAUUAGGGUUAUCUGUGGUUUUAAGGUAGUUUGUUGGUUACAAAGUAUAGUUGUCUAAAAAAAAGGCCAAAUUCUUUCAUGUUUUUUUUAUAAAUAUUCAUUAAGCACCUACUGUGUCCUGUUGUAGCAUGGCCAUGAACAAAGUGGAUGAAAAUAAUGAUCCUGGUAGGCGUGUUGGUACAUAGCCAGCAUUUGAGAGACCAACACAGGAGCAUUGCCAAGAGUUUGAGGCAAGCCUGGUCUACACAGCAAGUGCCAGGUCAUCCGGCCAGCCCUUGCAGGACCCUGUCUCAAACAGCUAAAAAUAAAGUUAAAGUGUGUGUCCUCUGGUAGUGUACGUACUAGUGGGAGGAAGCACAGUUGGUAUGUAACGUGUGCUACAGGUCAGGAGCAAAGGUGAAUGACCUGGGCAGGGAGAUGGUGUUCUGUGAGUACAAGCAAGGGUUGGGACAGUUCAUACUCACUAGCAAGUUGACUGGAUUUAGAGCCAUCUAGGAAACACUCCUCUGUGUGUGUGCACGAGUGCAUGAGGGUGUCUCCAGAGAGGUUUAGCUGAGAAAAGAAGACCCGCCAUCCCACGGAGCCCCAGACUGAAAGCAGGAGUGGAGCCUUCAUCUGUCCGUGCUUCCCCACAGUGGACCCCCUGCAGCCGUCCACUUGUGGGUGCUGUCCUUCCCCAACAUGGUGAGCUGUAUCCUCCAAGACUGUGAGCCAACUAAGUCACCUUGAGUUGCUUUGGUCACACGUUUGCCCACAGCAAUGGGAAAGCGCUCUGUAGCCCAGGCUGGCCUUUAAUGCCUGGUUCUCCUGUUGAGAUCCAAAGUCUGGGACUGUUCGUAUGUGCCACUCACCCAGCUCUAGCCCCCAACUGUGAAGAAGAAAUGAUGGCUGGAGCCUAUGUCCAGAGACUGGGAUCUAGCUGGUCUGGAGUUGAGCUCAGACAUCCUCAGCUUUGACAGCUCCCGGGAGAUGCUAAUGUGCAGCCAGAGUUGAAAGCUGCUGACAGAAGGGCUACUCCUGCUGCCACCUGCAGUCAGGGAGUCUGCUCUGCCCCGCUUUAGGGCAAGAUGGCGGCUGAUGAGAGCUCGGCAGAUACUCUGCGACUCCAGUUCAAGGCCAUGCAGGAGCUACAGCACCGAAGGUUACAGAAGCAGAUGGAGAAAAAGAGGGAGAAAGAGCUGAGCUGUCAAAGCAAAGCUGACAACCAGGAAGGGUUCAUGGUGAUCCCGGAUGGCCUCAGCCUCCUCGACACAGAGGAGCAGAACCUAAAAAACAUAUUUGAGAAGAGGGUGUUGGAAGAUGAAAUCCAGCAUCUUCGCAGUGAGCUCCGGGAGACAGUCGAUGAGAAUGGGCGACUAUAUAAGCUGCUGAAGGAGAGGGACUUUGAGAUCAAACACCUCAAGAAGAAAAUAGAAGAGGACAGAUUCGCCUUCACAGGGGCGUCUGGGAUGGCUGGAGAUCUAGUUGCCACCAAAAUUGUUGAACUGUCCAAAAAGAACCGGGGGCUGAUGGCCGAGUCAGAGAGCGCAAAGGUCAGGAUAAAGCAGCUGACCAAUCGCAUCCAGGAGCUGGAACACCAACUGCAGAUGGCGUCAGCCAAGCCACCAUCCAAGGGGGCCACUGAUGCAGGGGCUAAGCCACUGAAGACCCAGACGGGAGACAGAGCUUUGCUGGAGACCCCAGAGGUGAAAGCUCUGCAGGACAGGCUGGCAGCCACCAACCUGAAGAUGAGUGACCUGCGCAACCAGAUCCAGUCUGCAAAGCAGGAGCUCCGUGUGGCCCAGAAGGUUCUGGCCAAUGAAGUUGGGGAAGAUGUAAACAUCCAGCAGCUGCUGGCCUCACCUGGGACCUGGCGGGGAAGGGCUCAACAAAUUCUAGUGCUGCAGAGCAGGGUCCGAGAUCUUGAGAAGCAACUGGGACAGCGUCAGAACAAGCCUGCAGGUUCAUCGAGCUCUGAGGUGCCUCUCAGUUCAGACUCAAGGAAGAUGACAGCACAGGAGAAAAACCUACUGAGGAUCCGCAGCCUGGAGAGGGACAAGCAGGAGAGCUGGGAGAAACUGGCCAGCGAGCGGGACACCCUCCAGACAGAGCUGGAGGAGCUGAGAAAGAAGUUCGAGGGCAUGAGGUCUCGCAACAAGGUGCUGUCCAGCGAGGUGAAGACCCUCAGGAGCCAGAUGACAACCCUGGUGGAGAAGGGCAGGCAUGACGAUGAGCUGAUUGAUGCCCUUAUGGACCAGCUAAAGCAGCUGCAGGACAUUCUGAGCAGCCUGAGUGUGCAGGAGGAAUCGAGACGCACAUCACAGCAGCACCUGGACCAGAAGGUCAACAGUGAGGCCCAACGAAGCAGCAGCCUUGUGGCCCAGCUGCGGGCCAUGGUGGCUGAUCGUGAAGCCAAGGUGCGGCAGCUGGAGCUGGAGAUUGGGCAACUCAGUGUCCAGUAUCUUCACGGUAAAGGAGGGGGUGAGGGGGCCAGCCCCGCCGAUGCCAGGUUCCCUGAGGACCAGACCCCGAUAACCAACUCUCCAGCCUCAGCAGGCGAUCAUGUUGGCAGGCUUGGAUCUUCCCGCUCUGUGACCAGCCUGGGCCAUACACUUGUGGAAUCUGCUCUCACGAGGCCUUCCCUGCCUAGUCCCCAUGGGACAUCGCCCAGGUUCUCGGACUCCCCAGAACAAAAAGGCUGGCAGGCACAAGCUGCAGAAAUGAAGGCCCUCUGGCAGGCUGCUGAGGUGGAGCGGGACCGGCUCAAUGAGUUUGUCACUGUGCUGCAAAAGCGGGUGGAGGAGAGCAGCAGCAAGCUGCUAGAAGCUGAGCGGAGACUGCAGGAAGAGCGCCAGCGAGCUGUGCUGUUGGAACAGCACCUGGAGAAGAUGCGCCUAGAGCCAUCCAGGGCCUCGGUGUCCCAGAAAACUAAGAACAAGCCAGGGCCUCCUGCUGCCAACACCAAGCCUAACUCAGCUGGAAGUGCCAAGAAAGACUCAUCCUCCACACAGCUCUGCGAUAUGCCCAUGGAGUCCCAGAUACAGGAGCUGAAUGCCAGGCUGGCCAUCCAGAUGGAAGAGAACGGAAUACUGAGGGACGCCCUGGGCAGUGCCCUGAGAGGGAAGGAGGAGGACUUCCGCAUGUACCACCAGACCCUGGGCCAGGUGAAAGGGGUCUUCCUGCAGGCACUACGGCAGCAGAAAGCCAACAAGCAGUAGAACACAGCUGUUAGCUCAACUCCUGGAGGACCAACACUUCAGGUUCAGGCAGCGCUCACUCGGCUCCUCCUAGAAGCGGUUUGGUGUCGUAGCAGAGCAGGCAAGCUGAGGAUACCUGAGCAGGGGCGGAGCCAGCCAGGGGCGGAGCCAGCCAGGGGCGGAGCCAGCCAUUCCUGCCUGGUGGCUGGUGCGUUUCCCUGAGCAGGUGCUGUUGUCCUUCCUUGCCCUAGGGCCUCUCUGGGGCCCUGGGAUGCUACUACGGGCUCUCCACACAUAGAUGAGCCCCUCGGUGCUUCCUGAUGGCUCAUCCACCUGGAGCCAUCUAGCCCUCCCCUGUAGCCCCUCACUCGGCCCUAGCACCCACUGGCCAUCCUGCUGUGCCCAGCCUCUCUGUGUACUUACUGCACAGGGCAGAGCCCUGAGCUUGAAAUAACAAGUCUACUUUCACAGUCACGA